AUGAUUCUCGUCGAUCUGGUCGACUUCGACUACUUGAUCGUCAAAGACAAGCUCGAGAAAGACGAUGACCUCUUUUCAUUCAUGACACCAAAGGCCGAGUUCCGCACCAAAGCAUGGGCUGAUUGCAAUGUGGCAAGCCUUGCUAGGGACGAUAUGAUCCAGUUCGACCGCAUUGGUUUCUUCCGGGUUGGUCGAGCAUAUGAGGAUGGAAAGCCUGCUGUGCUGUUCAGCAUUCCGACUGGGAAGGGAGUUUGA
Molecule: messenger RNA, 255 nt
Organism: Penicillium alfredii
Lineage: Eukaryota; Fungi; Ascomycota; Eurotiomycetes; Eurotiales; Aspergillaceae
Product: glutamyl-tRNA synthetase
Exons: 1
Coding region: 1-255 (84 amino acids)
Biological process (GO): translation; glutamyl-tRNA aminoacylation
Cellular component (GO): methionyl glutamyl tRNA synthetase complex; cytosol
Molecular function (GO): glutamate-tRNA ligase activity
Source: RefSeq, a predicted model, not a curated record